AGAUGUAAAACUGGAAUUUGGUUGCGCACUUUUGCGUUUAAGCUCUUUUUCUUUAAGAAACAAUAAAUAACUUGUUGGGUUUGUUUGUUGAGUGAUUAAAUUUUUUAAAUCAAUAAAAGUUCGAUUUGAAUUCUUUUUACAGAGGUAGGGAGCCAGUGAGAGGUGCAGCAUGGGUCUGCCGCACAUCACCAAGUUCUGCUGGUGCAUGAGCCUCGAGCUCGGCUCCAAGGUCAUCGGAUAUGUACAUCUGAUGUUCGCAGUGGCGAGCGUGACAUUGGGCGCGGCCACAUCGGGCAGCGCGUGGGGGCAGGUCACCUUGGAGUGGGAGACCGAGGGGGAAACCGUGUACGCGCAGCUGGCCACCGCCUCGCUCGCCGUCGCCUGCUUCGGUCUGGUGCACGUGGGGCUCGCGAUCACGCUCAUAUACGCCGCGCACAAGCGCAAGACGACGGUGGUGCGCCUGUGGGCGUGGUUUAUGUGCGCGCUGUGGAUCGCCGGCUUGAUCUACGUGCUGGUGUCCUCCUUCGCCACGCGCUCGCUCGGCUCCGGCUCCGACAUCUUCCUCGCCUUCCUCGAGGGCGUCGUGUUCUUCGGCACGUUGGCGUACUGCAUCCUGUGCGUGCACAGCUACUACCUGGUGCUGCGCUCCGGCGCCGACAUGCAGGGACCCUCCAAGCUGGACUACUAGCCGCGCCCCGCAACCCCCCGCCGACCCCCCGCCGGUAACACCUUACUUAAUAAAUGUAGGUCGUUCUUCUGUAGUGACUCCUCGCAGCCUUACCGCCUCACAGCAGCCCACACCAGAUGUUGGUAGCGCGGCCACUCCGCGCUCUCCUCGCUCUCCUCGCUCUCCUCGCCUCGUCUGCCAACAUUGAGGAGGCACGACAAGAUGACAUGCAUGAACCCACCCAUAAUACUUAUUGAUGUAAUUCCUGAACUUGGACUCAGUAGAUGAUUGAUGUUGUAAUAAAAUUGCAGAAAUUGCAUUAUUAUGAUAAGAAAAGUAAUUGUAUAUUCAUUUUGUUAAGCUUUGUUUGUUAUGUACUUAACUACAAUGACUUGUUGAUAAGUUACAGAACAAUUCUGUACAUGUCAAUAUCUCUUAUAUGUUAUAUAAUUUUGAAGUUAUGUAGAACAGAAGUAGAAUCUCUGAAGUUGCGGUUACGAUUUUGAUCUGAAUCAACUAAAUUUCUAUUUUAUUUAUACAAAAAUGGAAAUACUUAAAUUAUAUAAUAACAAAAAUUCUAAAGUCUUAUGAAUGUACUUUUGCCAAAUAUUUUGCAUUUAUUGUGCUUUUUUUUUAAAUUUUACUCGACAGCAAAUUUAUUGUGUUUUUGUACGCUUAAUGCGAUGUUGUUUCAAUACAAUACGUUUCAAAUAAGAAUUUUUUAAAUAUAGAAAAAAUAUGACUACUAAUAUUUUUUUUAAAUGUUUAUUUAUAUUUUUUUACUCGGAGAUGCCAAAAAAAUAUGUUUCAAAAGACUUAAACUGUCCGUACGUUUUUUUAGAUUUGACAUCUAUGACGUCACAAGAUGGCGUGUGUUAUGACACAUUUUUAUUUUGAACGCAUUGUAUUCGUUGUUGUAGAUGUUUCUAGAUAAUUAAGUGUUUACGAUAAGGAACUAGAUUUAAGUUUAUUAUUGCUCGACAACUUUUGUAUUCCUGCCUUUUUAAACGCCUAAGUUAUUUUUUCACAACAAUUCCGACUUGUUAUUUUAAGAUGAGAUUCAGUAUUUAUUUAUUAUAUUAUUCUAAAGGUCUAAGCAAAAAAUAAAACUACUACUUUUUUCUAUUUAGAUUUUGGAAAAUGUUUACUUUAUAUACACCCAGUGAAAAUAUUUCGAAUAUCUGUUUAAAUAUUUAUAUUUAUUUGAACAAUAUAACUUUGUUGAAGAUUUUCUUAUUUUAGUGGCAUGAUAUUAAGAAAAGUGUGCCAUAAUUUACCAUACAAAGUUGACAAAACCAUGAAAUAUAUAUUUACAGCUAGAGAGGUGUAUUGUUACAAGAGGCCACGCCACUAUUUACACAAAUGUUUGCAGUUCUCGAUUUAUUCUGAAUGUUGCCAUAUUUUAUAAAUUGUUUAGAAAUGAUUCCAUUAUGUAUAUCUACAAAUAUUAUGAAUAAAUGUUUACAUUGCUUUAGUA
Molecule: messenger RNA, 2144 nt
Organism: Papilio xuthus (Asian swallowtail)
Lineage: Eukaryota; Metazoa; Arthropoda; Insecta; Lepidoptera; Papilionidae
Exons: 5
Coding region: 170-688 (172 amino acids)
Source: RefSeq, a predicted model, not a curated record